AUGCAGAUGAUUGCUGAUCAGAAUCCAUUUGGGGUGUCUCUUACUGCAGUUAAGGCCUCUGCAAAAUAUUUACCCUACAUGGACAACUUGAAAGCUAAGUACAACAAAAACCCACUCAGGGGAGACAUAUACAACCUGAGCGAGCUGAAGAUAAUCCUCGAUGAUGUCAUUCGUGACUUCAUGGAAAAAGUUAGGAAUUCAAGACAAUCUAAGGCUUCCACAGAUAUUAAAAUAGUGAUAGGGUUGAUCUCAACAGCAAUCGCCUCAGUAGUUGCAUACCUUUCUGUUACAUCGGAGUUUGAAUAUCACAGACGUAUCAUAGCUGUGUUAACCCUGCUUUAUUUCAUAAUCAACAUUCUUGGAGAGGUCUACUUCCGAUAUAUAGGCUUUUCCAUGGUAUUUGAGGACAGAGUUGUUUCCACAAACAUCAGUGCACCAGACCCUACAUAUGUAAUAUUGGUCUAUAACAAAAACAAACUCAUCCCAAGCAAGUAUACAAAAUCUGUGUUUGAUUUGUUCGAUUCUAAUGGAAGGCUUGUCCACGAAGAGUUUCUUGACGAUCUCCAAGCUCUUUUUGAAAAGUAA
Encephalitozoon romaleae SJ-2008 is the source of this 585-nucleotide messenger RNA. RefSeq names its product Microsomal signal peptidase subunit SPC25-like protein. Bases 1 to 585 code for a protein of 194 amino acids. The record is from RefSeq and is a predicted model, not a curated record. The transcript has a single exon. Lineage: Eukaryota; Fungi; Microsporidia; Unikaryonidae. Gene Ontology annotation, cellular component: membrane; signal peptidase complex. Gene Ontology annotation, biological process: protein targeting to ER.